Messenger RNA from Anopheles stephensi (Asian malaria mosquito), 3229 nucleotides. RefSeq lists its product as uncharacterized. The record is from RefSeq and is a predicted model, not a curated record. Bases 673 to 3210 code for a protein of 845 amino acids. Lineage: Eukaryota; Metazoa; Arthropoda; Insecta; Diptera; Culicidae. The transcript is spliced from 2 exons. Gene Ontology annotation, molecular function: sequence-specific DNA binding.
GAACGGCUACCAUUUCAUAAUGAUGGGAAAUUUUUUAAAAUAACAGACAGCUCGUGCGCGGGCUCCUUCGAUUGAUAUGCCACCUGGGCCAUUGUUUAUUUCAUCGGCUGCUGUUGUAAACAAACAGCUGUCACGCAACGCGUCGCCCAUCGCGCAUUUACAACGAAUUUAAAAUGAGAAUCACCGAAAACGGAAACUGUGAUGCAUGUAAUAUUCCCGAAACAGGAACACAUAACAUCUUUUACUGCAACAGAUACCAGACCCAACGAGAAAAAUACGACAUCUCCUUCGACGCAUUUUUAGAGAAAUGGAAAGAGCCGAACGGACGCAUGGUCAAAAAUAUAACCAAAUUCAUACGAGAAACAAAAAUCUCACUUUGAAUAGAACCAAGCAAGACAUGAAACAUGCAGCAUAAACGAAAAGCAUAACACCACUCAUCUGACAAACAGACCAAGCAGAAAAACAACAGACUCCGCAACCGGGUAGAUGACUCUUGAGCAGUCCUAGGACUCAGUCGAAAGCCCAAACGAAACAGUUAACCUUUGAAUAUGUGGGGGGAACAAUAGUUGCUCAUACGCAUAGAAGGCUAUACCCUGUUUCAACAAAAUAGAAGAAGAAGAAGAACAACGAAUUUACUCGAUCGAUGUGUGCCGCGCAUUUAAUACAUACGAAAUGGGUAAAGGCGGUUCGCCGAGGGUCUGCGCACUGUGCCAAAACCGAUCCUCAGUAACAGACGCCCAAACGGACGAUGCAUUCGAACGCAUCACGUACCACAAAUUCCCGGCCAACCCGCAACGACUCGACCAGUGGCUCGAACUGUGCGGUCUUCCGAAAGAUACCUUCCCCCCACUGUCGUAUAAAUUCAUUUGCAGUAACCACUUCGAACCGGAAUGCUUCGAACGUGACCUACGAGCGGAACUGCUUUACGGGACGAAGCGGAUGACACUGAAGAAGGACGCUCUGCCCACGAUUCGAACGCCAAAGCAGCAACUAAAGCGAAAACUGACCACAGCCGAAUCGAGCGAAGAGGAUGAUCGUCAGAAGCGGAAAGAGCAGGUAGAUAAGCUACUGACCGGUGAAACACCCGUGACCGAAGAGAUUGUGAAUCCCUUUCGGAAGCGUGCCGUAGAGGAUUCGUCCCCCCAAGAGCCGGACAAAUCGGACAUGACGGAAUGGGAAAUGGUGCAACGUAUCGAAGAAUUGGAGCAGGAAACGGCGAGCCAGCGUAUACAGAUUACGCAACUGCAGCGCACAAUCGACAGUAAGACGGAGCGGAUUAACUUUGCCAAAGCGGAAAUGGUGAACGCUGCCAUUUCGCUGCAAGAAUUAAAAGACCACGAAAACCGGCAUGUCAACGAUCGCGUGACGGAUAUUCUAUCCGGCCGGUUUGGGGAAGGACAGCUAGCCACGAUUAUGGCCGGUCCUCCCAUGGACGGACCGGACGAAUCUUUCCUGCAAGUGCUAUGGACGGAAGGGGAGCUAGUACAGGCCCUAAGGUUACGAUGCAUCAGCAAGGAAGCGUACGAUUUUAUGCGCCUACAGAUGCGCUACCCGUUGCCGGAAGUAACACAAAUUGAACGGUGGAUUCAUGGCGUUUAUCUGGAACCGAGUCACAAUGCAACGGCGUUGCGCUUGUUACAAAUUCGUGCAGAAACCUUAAACGACAUCGAGCUCAUCUGCACACUGAAUCUGCUUCAUACCAGCACACCCGUACGAUACCGAUACGAUAGCAAGCGUGACCAAAUUAUUGGACCAAAUGCUCAACUGAGUUGCCUUACCGUGCAAGGUUUGUUCUCCGCAUGGCAACAGAUCGUUCAGGUAGACUUCGAUCUCAUCAUCACUAGAGAAAUGGUGGAAAAAAUAAUUACGGAGCUGCAUCACAUCGGCUACCAGGUGGUUGCCAUAACGACGGACUGCGAUCACGGUACCAGUGAUUUAUGGCGCACAUUGAACGUUAGCAUCGAUCAGCACUACAUACGACACCCGGUAACGGACCGUUCGAUAUACGUGUACGCUUGUCCGGACCGAACGUUGGUCGCGAUCCACCGGGUACUGGUCGAUGAUGGAUUCGUAAUGCAGGAAAACAAUCUGUCGAUUAGCAGCGCUACCUUGAUGCCAUUGCUUCGAUAUACAGAGGGCGGUGCAAUCUACGAACGAUAUCUUAACAGAGAGAAGCUCGAUAAUAUGCCGUGGAGUUCAGAUCUCUCACGUGAGCUUAUAUCUUCCACCACCACAACCACGUUACGAAACCUCUCCAACGACGAUGGUGCGGAAGGAAGCGAUCUUCUGUCCACGUUGACUACACUGUUCGAUCUUUUCAUCGAUUGGUACGAGCUGUGUACGACCACCACCUAUUCCGAGGACAAUUGCGAGCCUAAACAGCAGCAAAUCACCAAACUACCUUACGGUGUCUGUGAAGAUGAGCAAAACAUUGUGCUGGACGGAAUGUACGACGUGAUGGAAACGAUACGAUGUUCCGAUUCGGCCAAUAAUUUCCUUCCGCAAGCUGUUCUCAUGUCCAUCAACUCGUUGCGCAAGCUGCUCGCCGAUUUAAGAGCAACCUAUCCCGGGCAAAUCGGAGCGAUACCGAUCGUACAGAUGAGCACCGUCCCGAUGAAGGAAACGAUGGUGAAAUUGCAGGAGACGCUUCGCCAUGAUUCACAGCCCCAUUCGAUGAAUGAGGUUUUGUACUCUCUCUGCGCGGCAGUUGCCUACGGGGGACAAGAUUCUCAUGUCACAAAUAGCAUUUUAAAACUGGGAGGAUUGGCGGGUGCGGGUACCCUUAAACACCUUCGCCGAGAAGAUGAUCCAGUCGAUCCGGAGCUACGUAACGCAUCCGACCAGAAUGCUUGUGAUUUUCUGACACAUUUGCUAGUGGUUCGUUUGGGGCAUCAGUACGAUUAUCUCGGCGAGCAAUCGGUCACGAUUGAGCAAAGUAAUGGUCAGUAUGGCAUCAAACCUUCCGAUGGGGACAUUACACCCUCGCCACUGUGGACGGAACAGGCGAAAAGGCUGGAAUCGUACCUACGGAAUGCGAUGCACGAGAAAAAGACUGGAUUGGCUAACGGGCUGAUCGAUUUCAUUACUGAUCGUCAUCCUCGUAUGGGACGUGAUUUAGUGGAGCUGUAUGUAAGGAAACGGAUUGCCAUAAAGGUGCAAGCACUUAACUGUAAGCUGGAUGCUGAAAGGGUCCAAGUCUCGAGCAGCUAAUAAAGCAUUCUAUCUAUAU